GGAACACACAGUCCAGAUGUGUUGAGCUGAACUUCAUCUUCAAGGCCAUACUCAGCAACUUAGCAAAGGAAAGCAGUCACUGAAAAAUAUUAGAAGACUUCUAUAGCACCUGGCCAUUGUAACAACAAUCUCUGUCUGCGCAAAAGAUAGAAGAGAAAAUUAUCAGAAACAUGGUUUGCUUAUGGUUCCUAUCUCUUCUUGCUUAUGGAUUUAUGAUAUUGGAGGAGGUGAAUUGUUGGACCUACCAUUAUUCAGACACAAACUUGACCUACAAUGAAGCAGAGCUGUGGUGCAAAGACAAGUAUACUAACAUGGUUGCCAUUCAGAAUAAGGAGGAAAUCAGCUAUCUCAAUAAUUUCUUACCCUUCAAUCCGGGUUACUACUGGAUUGGAAUCAGAAAAAUUAAUGAGACGUGGACCUGGGUUGGAACUAACAAAGAACUGACAGAAGAGGCAGAAAACUGGGCUGCAGGUGAGCCAAAUGGCAAAGGGAACAACGAGGACUGUGUUGAAAUCUACAUCAAAAGAGGGAAGGAUGAUGGCAGAUGGAAUGAUGCACAGUGUGAGAAAAAGAAGGUCGCCUUGUGCUAUACAGCUUCCUGCAACCCAUCUCUCUGCAGUGGCCGUGGGGAAUGCAUAGAGACUAUUAACAAUCACACCUGCCGCUGUAACCCUGGAUUCUAUGGGCCUGAAUGCGAGUUUGUUGAGACUUGUGACACCCUAAAGGAACCUGAUCAUGGGAGCCUGAAGUGUAGCCAUCCACUGAAGAGCUUCAGCUACAGCUCAUCUUGCACAGUUCAGUGUGAAAAAGGCUAUGAGCUGACUGGAGUAGAAUCAGUCCACUGUACCUCUUCUGGGGUCUGGUCUGCCUCUCUUGCAGAGUGCAAAGCUGUGACCUGUCCUGCUUUGGAAAUGCCUGCUCAUGGCUUUGUGAAUUGCUCCCAUUCCUCUGUGGAACUCAUGUGGGGCGCUACCUGUGAGUUCACCUGUGAGGAAGGGUUUGCCCUGACUGGACCAGCCACGCUGCAGUGUGGGUCUUCUGGGGCCUGGGACAGGCAGCAGCCAGCCUGUGCAGCUGUGAGAUGUGAGGCUAUAAACUGGCCAGAGGAAGGCUUUGUGAGCUGUGAGCAUGCUCCUGCAGAUCUCAUCUACCGCUCACGUUGUGAUUUCCACUGCAGCGAGGGCUAUGUUCUGCAGGGCCCGUCCAGUGUCCAGUGCAUGGCCCAGGGACAGUGGUCAGAGCCAUUCCCAAAAUGCAAAGCUGUGACUUGUCCUGCCUUGGAAAUGCCUGCUCAUGGCUUUGUGAAUUGCUCCCAUUCCUCUGCGGAGCUCAUGUGGGGUGCUACCUGCGAGUUCACCUGUGAGAAAGGGUUUGCCCUGACUGGACCAGCCAUGCUGCAGUGUGGGUCUUCUGGGGCCUGGGACAGGCAGCAGCCAGCCUGUGCAGUUGUACAGUGUGAACCACUGAGCUCUCCUGAGAAAGGCUUUGUGGACUGCUUACAUGGUGCUGGGAACUUCACGUACAGCACAGCCUGCCACUUCAGCUGCAUAGAAGGAUGGAGGCUGACUGGCUCACAUGUGCUUGAGUGCAGUCAUUCAGGAAACUGGAGUGCCAGUCUGCCCAUGUGUGAAGCUUCUGAACAAGCCAGCUAUCUCUCUGUGGGCAUUGCAGCCACAAGUGCCUCUCUGCUGUCCACAGUGUCAUUCCUCCUUUGGCUUGCAAGACGUUUUCAAAGAAAAGCAAAGAAAUAUACUCCUUCCAGUAGCUGUCAGAGCCUCACUGUUGAAGGUAGUUUCCAGAGUGCUGGCCAGAAUGUCUGAAUAGAAAUGUUUCAGGAUUUGAAGCCAUCUUUACUUAUGUCUCAGAGAUUUAUAAGAAACAAAACUGCAUGCAGAUCAGCAGCUGUCCAGAUGUUUUUACCUCUUGCUGACAAGAUGAUUCACCUUGUUUAUUAGUAAGACAUUUUGAACUCAAGCUGUCUGAUAUUUCCAUUGAAGACAAACAAGCAGAGGGCAAAACUCUGGCCCUCUGGCAAAAUGCAGUCUACCUUCAGUCACGCAUUUGUACUGGGAGUUUGCCAUCUCUUCUCCAGAUGGUGAGCAAAUAGUAAGCUGCUUUGUAAAGAGGAGGCUGGUUUCUCCUCUGGACUACUUGAAGGUACCUAGGUGAGGUGGAGACAUGCAUUAUUUCCCAUCACUUACUAUGCUGCUGGAGAGGUCUCCUCUGGAGACACAUGGGUUAUAUUUGCAGAAACAAAAUAACUGGGGAUGAAAAAGUAUUCAUUGAGUUCCUUUGAAGCCUUCGAUCUGGCUUAUUGUUAAAGUCUGUUUAUUUUAACAGCAUGUCAAAAAGUAUGCCUGUAACAAUAUGGGCAGUUAUUUGGGUUUCUGCUGCAUGUCCUAGGAAGAUUUUGGACUUUAAACUCAUGUUGUAGCAGCACUACAAGUGUUAGUGUCUAUUCUAGGUACUCUGGUUUGAGUGCAGCAAGUGGAUCUGAAAUGUUUUCAUCCCAAUGGGAUUAUGCACUGUAAUAUAAGUGUUUAUAUAAUAUUUAAUUGUGCAUUUGUUUACUGUGGGUAUUUCUGUACUGUUUAACUGUAGAAGUACUGUAAAAUAUCUGCCUCUGAGUAGGUCUGUGGCCAUUGAUCUGGGCCUGGGUAAUUUUAAAAUAAAUUAAAGAUG
This is a messenger RNA of Dromaius novaehollandiae (emu), 2682 nucleotides long. It is a transcript of the gene SELE, whose product is annotated as selectin E. The record is from RefSeq and is a predicted model, not a curated record. Gene Ontology annotation, biological process: cell adhesion. The transcript has 13 exons. Lineage: Eukaryota; Metazoa; Chordata; Aves; Casuariiformes; Dromaiidae. Gene Ontology annotation, cellular component: membrane. The coding region runs from base 171 to 1820 and encodes 549 amino acids.